Molecule: messenger RNA, 1365 nt
Organism: Brassica napus (rape)
Lineage: Eukaryota; Viridiplantae; Streptophyta; Magnoliopsida; Brassicales; Brassicaceae
Exons: 4
Coding region: 1-1365 (454 amino acids)
Source: RefSeq, a predicted model, not a curated record
AUGUUUGGACACGAUAGGAGCCCUCUGCAGAGAACAAGAUUUUUUCCAAUUUACGGUAACCGGACUAGAGUGAGGGAUGACAGUUUGGCGAGUAUUGGCCCAAGUCAUAAUUGGGACCAGAGACAUCAACAUGAUCAAUCCGUUCAAUCAAACCCAAGGCCAGAUCAGAACAGUGCCCCCAAAAGACCACAAGAUCAGGGAACCGAAAAUACCCUGAAGCUUUUACAUGAUGUGAUGACUGAGGCACUUGGUAACAAAGGCAGGCGUACUCAACCCCCUGAAGUUUCCAAGCUAUUAUCUACCAUGAAGAACAUUGGAUCCUACAAGUCCAAAGGAGGAUCCGAUCCUAGUGAGGCCGGCAAGUGGAUUACUAUGAUGGAGAAGAAUUUUGAAGCCAUGGAGUGCCCGGAGGAGUACAAGAAGAAGAUCGCUGUGUACUACUUGGAAGGUGACGCCACAGGAUGGUGGGACAGCAUAGACAGGCAGUGUGGACACACCAUCACAUCAUGGGAGUCGUUCAAGAUGGAGUUUGAUAGGAAAUACUUUCCUCCAGAAGCGAAGCAUCGGUUAGAGCGCCAGUUCAUGAACCUUGUUCAAGGAGAUAGGCCCCCGGAGCUUGGAAGUCGUUUAGCAGGAAGCAACUUUAGCAGCUUAUCUGAGCUAGUGGAAAAAGCUGUUAAUGUUGAAACAUUAUUGGAGGCUGAAAGGAAGACCUUACCACAUUCUGGUGGACACACAAAGUUUAGCCAAGGAGAAAGGCCAAAUUUCAACAAGGGUCCAAUAUCUUACAAAGGCAAAGGGCGAGGAUUUGGAGGCCAAGCCAACAAUCGUGGUAACACUGGGGGCCAUUAUGCAUCGUCAUGUCCAAACAAGCCAAUCAAUGCGACCCCUCUCGCGAUCCGAACACCUCCUAGCCGUCCAGCAAUUGAGCCAGCAACAAAGAAGCAAAACCUAGGAGGUAGGGUUUAUGCCUUAGGUGUAGAAAACCCAGACAAUGCAGGACCGUCAAGCGGUCCCAUCACAGAUAUUGUGGGAACCAUACAUGUUGCUGGUAAACCCACACAUGUAUUGUUUGUCUCGGGGGCAACACAUAGUUUUGUGACCCCUGAAGUAGCUGCCCGGUUUUGGGAUUGUUUUGUGGUUGACAGGAUAGAUGUGGUCGUCUUGACCCCCGUAGACCGAACACUUCAAGCAAAUCAGUGUAUCAAGAAUGUUCCAUUGGUCAUUCAAGGCAAAGAAUUUGUGGCAGAUUUGUUAGUCGUGCCUUUGAAAGGGUACGAAGUAAUCCUUGGAAUGGAUUGGUUAUCGAACUAUGAAGUUCAGAUCGACUGUGGAAAGGGAAGGGUUGUUGUUCGGCAGAGGUAA